AUGGUGGGUAUUUUGUCCAAGACACUAUCUGAGGUGCAUCCUACCUUGUUGACCAAUGGUAUGGGUAUUACCAAUACUCAUAGAAGGAUUUCAUUAGGCUUCUUUCCACCGAACCGUAAAAACCCGUUAGUUAGGAAAUACAGAAGGAAAAGGGCUAACCUCAAUACUAAUGACCAGCGCAGCUUUCAAUCGUUAGUUGAUGAUUUUGGUAGCUCAGUUCAUGAACCUUCCCAAUUCCUUAAUUACAUCAAUGAAGAUGAAGAAGAUCUUUAUUACAACGAUAUAGAAGAAGGCGGCGAACUAAGCAGGACCGUAUCCCUACCAUCAUUGGUUUCUGAGACGCCUGAUCUGUCACCACCCGAUACAGAUUGGAUUAUUCAGGAACAUGAGAGAAGGUAUUCCUCUGUCUAUAAUUCUGACAAUGAAAAUGACUUAGCAGAUGAGCCCGUCAGUAUUGGGGGAAGUAUGACAAAUAGAGAGCUUGAGUACGAUGAAUUUAUGAAUAGAAUUAAAGCGCAAAAGCAAGUUUACGAUUCUAUAGCUAGCCACAAAUAUAGAAGGCGACCAUCUCUCAUUUCCGUAAGUAGUAGAGGUACUGUUCCCACAAUUUAUCAAGAAAUUAAUGGGACAGAUGGUGCGGACGUUUGUCUCCCUGAAAAGAUAACCUUUAGAGAGGAAGCUAAGGUUUUGAGUUCCUUUUCUUUCCCAUUGAUAUUCACAUUCUUAUUAGAACAAAUUUUUCCAAUGGUUUGUUCAUUAACUGUCGGACAUUUAGGUAAAAACCAACUUGCCGCUGUUUCUUUGGCAUCUAUGACCUCUAACAUUACCUUAGCAGUAUUUGAAGGUAUUGCGACAAGUCUGGAUACAUUGUGCCCCCAAGCUUAUGGAGCAGGCAGAUAUUAUAGCGUCGGAAUACAUUUUCAGAGAUGUGUUCUAUUUUCUUUCAUAAUAUUCCUACCAUUUGCUCUUUUCUGGUUUUUCUCGGAGCCAAUAUUAUUUUUGGUAGUCCCAGAGAAAGAGUUAAUUGCAUUGACUUCUCAAUUUCUAAGAGUUUUAAUCUUUGGUGCUCCCGCAUAUAUUUUAUUCGAGAACUUGAAAAGAUUUCUUCAAGCACAAGGAAUCUUUGAUGCUGGCAUUUACGUUCUUACAAUAUGUGCACCACUUAAUAUAUUCGUUAGUUAUACCUUGGUUUGGAAUAAAUAUAUUGGAAUAGGAUUCAUCGGUUCCGCGGUUGCAGUUGUGAUAAAUUUUUGGCUAAUGUUCAUUCUAUUAUUGUUAUACACAAUCUACAUUGAUGGUAAGAAAUGCUGGGGUGGCUUCUCAAAGAAAGCAUUCACACAUUGGAAAGAUUUGGGACAUUUAGCAUUUUCAGGAAUUAUCAUGCUAGAGGCUGAAGAAUUAUCCUACGAAAUUCUAACAUUGUUUAGUGCCUAUUUUGGUACUAGUUACCUUGCCGCUCAAUCUGCUGUAUCUACAAUGGCCGCAUUAUUGUAUAUGGUACCAUUUGCUAUAGGAAUUUCUGCAUCAACACGUAUUGCUAACUUUAUUGGGGCUAAAAGGGUUGAUCUUGCACACAAUGCAUCUGAGGUUGGCCUUGUGUUUUCUUUUGGUGCUGGCUUAACAAAUUGCUGUGUUCUCUUUUUUGGUAGAAACAUAAUUGCACAUGUGUUCUCUAGGGAUGAUGAAGUUAUUGAUUUAAUGACUGGAUUGCUUAGAUUAGUGGCAGUAGUUCAAAUCUUUGAUUCCCUAAAUGCUGUAGCUGGGUCUUGCUUAAGAGGACAAGGAAUGCAGAGCUUAGGAAGUAUUGUGAACUUACUAGGUUACUACCUGUUUGGAAUACCAUUAGCAUUGAUAUUAGGAUGGGUAUUCAACAUGAAAUUGUAUGGACUCUGGAUUGGGAUUGGAUGUGCGAUGCUGUUGAUUGGAUUAAUUGAGGCAUACAAUGUUCUGUAUCCAAACUGGGACUACAUCUUAAAUUAUGCUGAGAUCUUAAAAGAAACGGAGGAAGAUGAUGAUGAUGACAGCUACUUUACUGACUCUGAUGAUAACGAUGAAGAACCUACUGAGAGAAGCCCUUUAUUAGACUAA
Messenger RNA from Nakaseomyces glabratus, 2088 nucleotides. RefSeq lists its product as uncharacterized. Gene Ontology annotation, cellular component: membrane. Gene Ontology annotation, biological process: xenobiotic detoxification by transmembrane export across the plasma membrane. The record is from RefSeq and is a predicted model, not a curated record. Gene Ontology annotation, molecular function: antiporter activity; xenobiotic transmembrane transporter activity. Lineage: Eukaryota; Fungi; Ascomycota; Saccharomycetes; Saccharomycetales; Saccharomycetaceae.